Belonocnema kinseyi is the source of this 4874-nucleotide messenger RNA. Its product is annotated as transmembrane protein 94. Gene Ontology annotation, molecular function: nucleotide binding. The transcript has 26 exons. The record is from RefSeq and is a predicted model, not a curated record. The coding region runs from base 134 to 4384 and encodes 1416 amino acids. Lineage: Eukaryota; Metazoa; Arthropoda; Insecta; Hymenoptera; Cynipidae.
CGGAGGUUUCGGAGUUCGCGUGCAAAUGUCAAGCGAUAGUCGGGAAAAUAUGUGAUAAAAAUCGUUUUGAAUAACGAAAGCCUGAGUGGUUGUUCAUUGGGAGAUUGGCUAUCAAUAAUCGAACAGACAGAUCAUGGAGGGCGAUCAGGCAAAGAAGGCCGAUGAAAAUUCUAAGACGGAGCCUAAAGAAUCUCUAGGACUAACAACAUCAGCUGCUCUCGAAAUUUUGCAACGUGAUAUUAAACGGGUAUUAGAUGAAUACGAAGAAGAAUGCCGAAAAAACAAGAAAAAUAGAGCUUGGCUGAAAGACGCUCUACAUCAUCGAAGUCAGUACACAACUCUUUGUUGGACAUCGGCCGCUGCUCUUCUCAUUAACGCAAUUAGUCUCAUAGCUAUAUUUUUUACCGUUAAUGAAUCACCCAGUUAUUCAACUUUGUUAUAUGAAGGACUAAUAAUCUGCUGUCUCGUCAUCUUCAAUUUCAUUUUAGUAGCCUCUGAUAACAAAUUACGUCAUAAAGAGAUUCCGCACAGAGUUCGAAUUCUUUUGGAGACACUCGAAGCUGCUAGCUACCUCUGCCACUGGGAACCGGAAAACUACCCCCAUUUGUGCAGUCCUCUUUCACCUUGUAUCACUUUACAGUGGACCUAUCGUGAAGGUCAUAUAGUCAAUUUACCCUGGGCUCUACUUGUCUCUGGGGAUAUAAUCGUAAUUAAACCAGGACAACAAAUUCCUGGAUAUUGCAUACCAUACGAUGAUCCCGAAGCACCGGUUUUGCACGCAAAGGAAGUUUACAGUCCCCUAGUUCAUGGAAAGAACGAAGUUUUCUCGACACCACAAGCGCGAACUCCUCUGAAGAACAAAAUUUACGAACUCAAAGAAACUCCCUACUUGACAAAUCUCCGAAUGGCUCUCGAACAAGCCCUGAAUCGACCAGUAACUUAUCAUAAUCGAGAGCGGCAUCUCGUCAUGAUUUGUUGUAUAGAACAACUUGUUUAUCCAAUUCUCUUAAUCGUCGUCCUGAUAGUUAAUUUAAUUCGUUAUCUCUACCUAUCUGAGUUGGUUGGUAUCGGUACCUGGUACGACAUGUUUUUACUUCAACCGAUUGCAGUCACUCUUCCUCUUUUGCCAAUCAGCUUCCCCGCCUGCUGGAUUUUCCUAAAUUGUUUCGGAAUGGCGAGGUUCAAAGCCUUGUUCAAACUCUAUCAGUCCUCGAAAAAAACUCAGUUUGUAGAUCCGUUCGAGGAUGCAGAUAUUUCUGGACCGACUCACCCCGACGUGGUUUAUAACUGGUCCGAACUGAAGGAAUAUUUUCUGGACAUUCUUUUUGGAAGAGAGCACAUGAUGUCGAGAUCGGCUAAUAUUCUUCAUGUCCUCGGUUCAGUCACGGCUCUCUGCUGUAUCGACAAAAAGGGAAUACUUUCCUGGCCAAAUCCAACUGCAGAGAAAGUUUUCUUUCUGCGAAAUGCAAACACAGUGUCAAGAACCUCGAGUAACGCAAGUCUCGAUAAAAGCGCUGAGAAUUCUCACCAAGGCGACACAGGAAAAAAGCACGAAACAAACAAAUCUUCUUUCGGUCAGAACGAUACGUCACAUACGGUGUCUGAAGUUCUGGAUUUGACCCACGAUCACGCUUUGCCUUUUCGCUUGCAAUUCGAUGAUCACGCUUGGAGACAGUAUUUAAAUUCGUUGAAACCUCUGGGAUUGGCGAUUCUUCUAAAUACUUGCAACAUGGAGACCCAGGAACAUUAUACAAAAUUCUGUUCUCACGUGACUUGUGAGGCACUUCACAACGAGAACCUCGUCCCCGUGACUAACAGACGCUACCAGCAGCACAGCUUUGAAGAUAAAAGUGGGUAUGACGCAAAAAGUACAAUGCAAAGUUCGAGACAAGUCUAUUUAGCCGAUGAUUCAGGAUGCCUCGGACAGAUGUGGUGUCUCUGCGAAUUGGCAAAGCAAAUCGGUUUCCAAGACCAGGCGCAGGAAAUUUUUCAACUGGAACAGCAGUUGUCAACUUUUAGACACGUUCAACCGGAAAUGGUCCGGCGGGAUAUUAAAUUCGCUAGGUCUUUGAGCAUCGCUUCAAAAUUGAAGUUUCCGUUUCCACAUAUGGUGGCUGUCGUAGUGAAAGAAAGAAAUGGGGGUGGAUAUCAAUUAUUAACUCAAGGAACUGCAGAUAUCAUUCUCGAUUCCUGCAUAGAAUUUUGGGAUGGACACGAUUUGUGUCCUCUAUCUGCCUCAGACAGGAAGAAAGUCCAGGAUUUUUAUCAACGAACUAGUUUGACUUCUUACUGCAGUGCAUUUGCGUACAGACCUUUAUCAAGAUACGUGAAUGGAAAAUUGUCGAAUAUUUAUUUGGAAUUGCCGUCGGAUAGCAAACAUUUGUAUGCGCCAUACAGAAGUCCGACGCCUCUGAUGUGGGAUUUAAAAAAUUGUUUUGAUCCGAGAGUGAAAGGGUUUCUUGGACAGUUUCAUUCAACGGAUUCUUUGCUCUGUCAUGAAAAUAAAGAUGAGGAAAUAAGCGACGUGGAAAGCUGCUUCGAACUUCAAUGUAAUCAAGUUUUUGUCGGAAUGGUUACAAUGCAGUAUCAGGCUCAAACUGACAUGGUGCAGUUAAUCGAGCAACUAGAAAGAGCUUGCAUACGGUUCGUGCAUUUUAGUAAAGAAAACGAACUACGUUCUCGAGUCUUCUCGGAGAAAAUGGGUCUAGAAAGUGGUUGGAAUUGUCACAUUUCUCUUCUCAGCGAAAGAACGAGGUCGGAGAGUCCGGUAGGACGGUGGGUGAGCCAGGCGGCUGCCAUGUCCUCACCCACUCCUUCAGCUAAAUCUCACCAGCAUAAUCACGCCUGCAUGGACGAGGCCAGCCACUUGCUUAAUCGUGUCACGCCUCGCACGAAUUUGGAUAGUAGUAGAAUCUUAAGCAUGUCAGCUCCGAGUGCAAUAAACACCGACUUUUCCACUGUUAGAUUCGAUGAGGACACGACUGAGUGGAAUAACGUCGGGACAAACCAGCCAAAAAGUGCAAUGAGUCACAGGGAACAAGACACGGUAAGAAGUGAAGAUAGUGUACUGGUUCAGAGCGUGGAUUUAGGAUCUGGACAAGAAGCUUGGAGAUCUCUGAGCUGUUUAACUGAUAGUACAGAACAAAGUGCUCCAGUGAAUUUCGAUUUAUCCAAUCGAGCUAAACUGCCACGAGGAAUAGACAAAAUUCGUCCUCACAUUGAAAUGAUAGACAACGUUCCCCUUUUAGUUUCCUUAUUUACGGACUGCAACAUCGCUGUUACUCGAGAAAUGUUACACAUUAUGCAAGACUACGGCGAAGUAGUUUGUGUUCUGGGCUCUUCUGCAAAUGCUGAAAAUAUGCCGAUCUUCAUGCAAGCCGAUGCUGCGGUUGCCGUUGAGCCCUUGUAUCCACAAGUAUGCCAAAGAGUGCCUGUUCUGAUAUCUACGAAAGAGGAGCAAGGACCCUCGCCAAUUGAUCUCAGUAGGAGUUUAAAUUCCGUCGCAUGUUCUCUCAGCGUAAGGAGAGAAGACCCAAUAGCAAUAUUUCAUCUUGUGAUGGAGGCUCGACAUUAUAUGAAGUGCCUAUGGAACUGCGUGCAAUUCUGGUUGGGUUGUGUCGUGACUCUUUCAGCUGCCCAAGCAUUUUCUGGAUUUCUAUUAUUGCCACCAUUAUUUUCAGUCGGACAGGUUCUCUGGUUGACUUGUCUGAUUAUUCCAUUACUUUCGAUUUCGAUGGUAGCCACCCCGACGGAUUCGACAAUAAUGCAGCGAGCCACAGGAAAAAAUCAGUGCGUGAUAAAUAGACAGGUUACAUUGUUCGUCCUCUGGUGCUACGGCAGCAAAUUUCUUCCAACAGUCAUGGCAAUAGUUUUCUCUCAAUGUGCUUCCCUAAUGACAUUAUGUUCAACAUACAUUACAGAAAAUUCUAAAUGUUAUUACGCAUACCCAAAAAUAAAUGGCGAUGAAUCUUGGGGUGGUUGGAACAAGUCAAAGUCAAAUGAUGUAAUUCUUGUCGUGCAACAUUUUGCCCUCUCAAUUAUAGUGAUACAUUUCGUGACGAUAUCCGUGAGUUUUGUUCAUCGAGAAUAUCCUAUUUGGAGGAAGCAACCUUUCAACAACUGGCUGUGGUUUCUGUGUGUAUUUAUUGUUUUAUGUGCUCAGGCUGGAUUCUCUGGCAUGAUAUUUUUCGAUUUUUGGGAAAGCGAAAGCCAAAGAAAGGAUAAUUUUCCGAUGUAUGUGCCACUCGCAUUUCUUGUUUCUGUGCCAUUAAUAUUUCUCAUCAACGAAUUUGCCAAGUGGCAAGAAAUCAAAGUAAACGUAAGGUAUCAGAAAAGAGCUCGUUUGGAAUUCGGAACCAAACUCGGAAUGAAUUCACCUUUCUGAUUUCGCUCUACACUUUGUACAAAAAAAGGCGGAGAUGAGUAUUUCGAAUUCGAUGUGAAAUUUGACAAUUUUGUUCGUGCUUGAAAUGGACUUCUUGAUCAUUUUGUAAAAAAGAGAGAUUACGUUUCGUGAAAUUUUUGUAAACAAAUCCUGUAUUGAAGUAAUCCAUCCCUAAUUUUAUUAUUACGUUUACAAUUUCAAAACGAUCAAGAGGUUCGAAAUUUCUGAGCCAUAAUUACAGAUUAAGUCCGAUAAUAUUUCUGCAAAAACGCACAGUUACUGACAUAAGAAAUAUCUAUUCUUUAAUAUUUAUUUAUUUACAGACUAGCUUUUAUUUAUUUACAUUUUUACGGGAAGACUCGAUAACGCAUUUUCAUAACAAAAAGUGUGAAAUUCUAUCUACAUGACUCGCGAACAAAAAAGUUUCAAUUAUUUAAGGCGUUUACUGUAAAAGAAAGGUAUUUAUAUUUUUGUACAAUAAAAUGUUACC